Kickxella alabastrina is the source of this 174-nucleotide messenger RNA. RefSeq lists its product as uncharacterized. Gene Ontology annotation, molecular function: DNA binding. The record is from RefSeq and is a predicted model, not a curated record. Lineage: Eukaryota; Fungi; Kickxellomycota; Kickxellomycetes; Kickxellales; Kickxellaceae. Gene Ontology annotation, cellular component: nucleus. The annotation marks the transcript as partial. The transcript has a single exon.
AAAAAGAACAAGAAGAUAACAUUCAAACCGUGGUGCUGGUACUGCGAGCGAGAGUUUGAAGACGAAAAGGUACUGAUACAACACCAAAAGGCAAAACACUUCAAAUGCCACAUUUGUUCCAAGCGCCUCAACACCGCCAACGGCAUGGUUAUCCACGUCGCGCAGGUGCACAAG